Molecule: messenger RNA, 903 nt
Organism: Pseudomassariella vexata
Lineage: Eukaryota; Fungi; Ascomycota; Sordariomycetes; Amphisphaeriales; Pseudomassariaceae
Exons: 2
Coding region: 1-903 (300 amino acids)
Source: RefSeq, a predicted model, not a curated record
AUGCAGAAGUAUGACCGGUCCUGGGAAAUUCUCCUAAAAGACCUCAUGGAGCUCCAGCUUGGCCAGAUCAACCUUCUGCUAGCUAUGUAUCCUGAUUCUGCAACAGUCGAAGACACCUCGCGACCAAUGCUCGAUGAGCUGGAAGAAUGGUGCAAUAACACCUUGACUCACACACCCAGUGUUUCUCCCAGUGUAUCCAUGCUACUCAACCUCGCCCUGUCAGACGGAAGCCAGGAGCCAGCACCAGCGCAUUCUUUGCAUCUGGAUCUCUCGGUGCCAUUGGCCUAUCGGGUUGAAGACUCGGGACCUCCCAGUGAGCCACCAAAUACAAAAGUUCGGAUACAACAGCCGGCCUGGAUGAGCAAAGCAGAAGCAUCACGACUCGCAGCUGAGAUUCCUGAGGACGAAGACCUGUUCGCCAUCAUCGAGCACAUCAAAGACGCUGUCACCAAACACAUCGAGUCCUCGCAAACACUGCAGGAAGCAGCUUCCCUGGCAAGCGAGCCACUUAUACGAGUAUGGUUCUACUUCCCAUCCAUCAGCACCCGCGCCAAGCGAGACGAUCUGAUCAACCACGCGCCUGGCUACGGCCUCACGGGCUUCCUCUUAGCUGGCAAGCCCGGGCUGCUUUGCCUCGAGGGUGGAUCUAACGCUAUUGAUGAUUACAUGAAGUUCAUCAAAACCGAGAGUUGGGGAGACAUACCGGCGGCUCAAAAAAAGGUCAGUGAGAGGUAUCGGCAGACCGGUACUGGAGUGAAGCGGACUUUUCCCGACAUGCAGGAGAUCACUGAUCAUGUUGGCGAGAGACGAGGCGAGAGAGCUAAUCGGGGGGAUAUGAAGGCUUUGGAGAGCUGGCUUGGGGCUAGAGGAUUGGGAGAAGCUUUUGCGAAGGUCAUCAUGUGA